Molecule: messenger RNA, 4529 nt
Organism: Linum trigynum
Lineage: Eukaryota; Viridiplantae; Streptophyta; Magnoliopsida; Malpighiales; Linaceae
Source: the annotation of a GenBank genome assembly
AUUAUUACAAUUAGUACAUAUGAAAGUGUAAAUCAAAAGUUUACAAGAUUUUAUAACUUUGCAUUUUGGCACGUCCGUUACGAUCAUCCUAGUUACGAUCAUCCUAGAUAAACAUGCAGGAAAAAUUAUUGAAAUUUCAUAUGAAAGUCAAGUGAAAGUUUAGAGAAUUCAUCAAUCAAAGGACAUAUUAUGUGAUCGAUGAUAAUAUACUCCAUUGUGAAAGUAAUUGAAUCUAUUGUUGUUUUCUGAAAGUGUAUGGAGAAAAAUACACUCAUCAUGCGAAUCAUAUAGAAAAAUUUUAUGAUUUUGAUUGAUGCCUAAACUAUAUGAUCAUGCAUGUUCAUGUUAUCUAACCACAACUCGGUGUUUAUGAGAUUAGUUAUUGAAUGAUGGAUAUAUUUUUAAUGAUUAUCCAACCAAACAUAAGUUUGAUAUGACAACAAGCUAAGCUUACCGAUCUCUUGUCGAGGCAUGCUAUUUAGCAUGUGGUAGCAUUAAUUCACAUGAAGCCAACAAGUUAUCAUAAGUUUCCCUUCAUACAAAUGAUUUUGGUUGGGACCAAACAUUUCAAAUGCUAUAAAAUUUGGAUGUGCAGAAUACAUCUCGAUUGAUCCACCAACUUAUAUUGGACAUGAGUGUCCAUUGCAAUGAGAGAUUUGUUCAUGCCUCUUGCUAUUUAUCAUCAUUUUGAUGAAUCAUCUUUUUUCGAACAUUAAGGGGGAGAAAAGUAAACAAUUUGGUAUGUAUGUGAGUUGGAUGAUCAUCAAAUUAAGAAAGAUGAACCCAAAUUUCAUAUGAUAGAAUCAUUGAUAAAAAAGAAAGGCAAAAUACACCUGUGUAGCCAAAACUUUGAUGGUUUUGCCAAAUAUAGCCACUUUUGGCGAAAUACCAAAAAUAGCCACUUCCGUUCAAUUCUUUGACGGUGUUAACCAAACGGCUGACUGGACUAACGACAUUGCUGAGUUGGUGACAUUUUUAAACAAAACAUUGCCACAUAGAUUAAUGAAAAAAUUAAUAAAUAAAAAAAUUGCCCAAACCCCACAUCCCCCUAAACCCAACUCCGUCUCUAUUUCAACCUCAUCGAUAAAAAAAAAUCUCUGAUUCCACAUCGUCUCCUCCAUCUAUGCACAAGUUCUCUUUUACCCUCUGUUCCGGAAGGAGAGAAAAGGGGGUGAGGGAAAAAGCAAGUGGGGAAACACGGGUACCAAGGAGCUUUCCUCUGUUCUUGAAGUUGAUGUACAGGAGGAAGGGAGGGAAAGUGACACUGUAGGAGCCGACCCUCCGAUUUGGAGAGAAAGAGAGUGAAGGCCACUUUUGUUGGGUGUUGGCUAUUGGGUAUAAGGCUCUUUUUUUAUUUCUUAUUAUUAUAUUAAUUAAUAAGGGGACUUAUAUGGGAGACAAAUUAUAUUUGUUUUUUACUUCAACCUUCAUUUGUUAAUUAGUCCACUAUUAAUUGAUUAAUAAAUUUAAAAUAAAACCAAUUUAUCUUUUGGGCUAAAUAAUAACUACCCUAUUAUUUUAUUAAUGGCCGGAACACGUUUCUUUUACCUAAUUAAGGACUCGGUUUGUUCAAGCUGGUUUUCUUUUUGUGAUAGUUUUUUUUACGAAUUUUUUUUUGUCAUAGUGGGUUCUGGAUUAAGGAGAUUAAUUAGAGAUUUUAUAAAAUAUAAAAUAAUUGGGGGCUUUUGACGUAGAGGCCAUUUAAUUGAUGAUAAGUGAUUAUUAUUAAAAUUAGUGUAUGUAAAAUCAUACUGUACGGCGUACGAUCCAUAUGGGUGAUUACGUCACGUAUAACGUUAUUUUACGCGAUACGUAAACCUGCUACAUGAUAUGUAAAAUUGUGUUACGAUCCUUGUAAAAACAAAUAAAAACAAACUGUGUCACAAAAAAAAAAUUCAAGUCAUCUACUUUUGAUUUUUAAUAGUGAACAAAAUUAGUAAGAAAGUACAAAUUUAAUUCACAAUUCAUAACCAAUGAAAAUAAUAUCAACAUAGAAUCAAAUUAUUUUACUAUUAUAUACCCAAUAAAAUAACAUAUCCAUCACAAUUUCCAAUACACAUUUUCCUUCUCACUUUCCUCCAUAAAACACCAUUUUCCUUCCAAUUCCCCUCACCUCCAAAUCUCCCCUCCCCUCCUAAUUUUCCUUCCCCCUAAACCCAACUCCGUCUCUAUUUCAACCUCAUCGAUAAAAAAAAAUCUCUGAUUCCACAUCGUCUCCUCCAUCUAUGCACAAGUUCUCUUUUAGAGACCCAUUCCACCAUAGUCUGCUCAAUUGAAACCCAGAAACCAUUUCAUCUAAAACCAUCUCAAAACUUUGAAACCCCAAAUCCAUCAAAACUUGAAACCCCACAUCCCCACAAUUUCUAAUCUGCUAUCUCCACCAAUACAGAUCUAAAUUCCAAUCUCCUAUUUGCUCAAUCGACCGCUGCAUACUCGUUGUCGUCGCAAUCGCCAUCGUCAAUCAUCAUCGUCGUCACUCCCUCGUCGCGCCUACUGCCGCCGCCGGGCCGGGAGGGGUUUGGGCCGUUCAAGCCCGACCCGAUUUUUGGGGUUACGCCGCGGCUCCACACGAGAUGGUAGCUCAACACUCGAGUCUCUUUGUUCAACAGCAGCAAGUAGCUGCGGCGGCGGCGGCCGCUACCAUGGGGGAGGCCUCAGCAGCUAGGCUCCAGAUAGUGGUAACUCGCCUCUCCCGCCGUAGCUUUAGCUGCUGCCGCCGUCGCGGUCCUGGUGUUCGGCUCCGCCGUGAAGAUCUAAAAGACAGUCGUCUCCCUUGUGCUUCUGAAGAGAUCUGAAAUUUCAGAUCUGAUCCUCUAGGUACUGCGUGGCGCCGCCCACCCCUUCUCCCCACUCCACCUCCAGUCCACGAUAGUCACUCUGGAUCCAUUUCGAACACUUUCUGUUCUUAUCGGAUUAAGUAUAGCAGAAAAAGCAGAGCAAUUGAUCAGGUGAAAGAGUAAGAAGAACAAGAAGGAGAAAAGGCAGAGGUAAGGACUGAACGGGACAUAUUCGUUCCCAGUAGAGAAUUAAUGGCUGCUUCAGCGGAGAGGAGUGUUUGGAUUGGAAGCAAGGAAACGAAAUGGGAAGAAAAGAAUUAGGUAGAGGGAAGAGAGAAGUAACAAUGGUUGUGGCUUGUGUGUAGAGUGCUGAUGGGGAGUGAGAGGGUAAGAAGGGAUUCUUGGUUUAUUUAUUUAUAUAUUUUAAAUAUAAAUAUAAAUGAUGUGUCAUCCACCUAUUAUUGGAGAGUGAGUUAUUGAUGACGUGUCUGGUGAGUUGGCAACGUAGUAAGUCAAUCGUUAAAAUAACUAACAGUGUUAUUGACACCGUUAAACUUUGUAACGGAAAUGGCUAUAUUUGUCAUGAAAUUUUCAAAAUACUGGCUAUAUAUGGUAUUUCUCCAAAAAUGGCUAUUAUUGUCACAAACGCGAAAGUUAUGGCUACAUAAAUGUAUUUUGCCAAAAAGAAACAAAAUAAUUGUCAAACAUCUUUUACUCAUCAAAGGAGUGAAUAUGUCACAUGUCCAAUUGUGAAUGUUCCAAUACAAAUUGAAUCGCAACGAACCCGUUUCCAAUUAAUUGAAAAUCAAAGGCAUUUUAUUAGAAACAAAUGUAAGAAUGUUGUUCAACUAUAUAGCAUCCUCUCUCAGCCGUGUUGAAAAGUCGAGAUUCACGCAAAAUUAUUAGCUUUGGCGUAUCUGUUGUUUAAAGAAAGAGAUAAUUUACUGCUCGCAAGUCGCAAUGGCGGUAUCUUAAUCAAAGAUGUGGAAAAAGCCGGAAGAGAAGGCUGGCAAGAGAAGAGAAGAGAAGACUGCUGCUGCUGGCAGGGAGGAAUGAUACUUUUGUGAACUCAUUCGUUCGUGUUAAAGUCAAAAACAAAACCUCCUCCCUCCAACCACUCUUCCUCCUCUCUCUCUCCCGUCUCCAUUCCUUCGCUCAUCGCGACUUGUCAUCCUCCGCCGGCACCUUCCCCUCCUCCUCCUCUUCGCCCUUUGAAUCGGGGCGCAGCGUCUCACCGUCAACGCCAGCGCCGCCGCCGCUUCACCAUUUCUAGUUUCCAUUUCGCGCCGGUAGCAAUCUGAUCUGCCUCUCCUCUUUUUCUGUUUAAUUCAUUAGGUGAUCCUUUGUUCUCUUCUUCGCCGGCAGUAGAUUGUGUUUCCUCUUGAAUUUUUGGGCUUUGUUUGUUUUUGUAUUCUUCUUCGCCGGCAGUAGAUUGGUUAGUGUUUGGUUCGAUCUGCCUAUCAAUUGGCCAUCUGGAUUCACUCUUUUUGCCUCUGAUUUACUCUUGCCUUUCACAAUUCUGCUACUUCUUGUGAUUUUUGCACGGUUCUCUCUGUCUCUGGUGUUCUUAUUCGGAGUCUUUGCUUAUUCAAUACUGUAAGGAACUUGCUUGAAUUUUUUCUCUUGUUAGGAAUGUUUCUAAAUUUGGUUUCGGCUAUCCAUAUAUAGUUAGUUCUCAUUAGCCAAUUGGUGGAUUCUGUCUGAGUAGGGUCCUUUCUUUAGUUUGGUAAAAAGUAAAAGGAAUGGAUUCCA